GAAUAUCUUUAACUUUAACUAACAAAAUCUGUCAUUACUGAUUCUAUAAACAGCGCAACAGAUGAAGAGAGUAUAUGCGCACGCUUUUAGAUAGAUGUUUAUUAUAUUCUUAGUAUAUAAUUCAUAAAACGAAUUGAUGAAGAGUCAAGACGAAGACAUACAAAUACAUAAAAUGUGUCAGCUUGGAGUUGAAUGAGAUAGCAGCCCAGUAUUUCUCUAAGCAAAAAAUGGUUAAGAAUGGUAUAGAGAAAGCAGCAGCAAAAUGAGUGAGAAUGAUACAAAGAAAACUGAUUAACCUGUACAUUGCUGGAACAGCCCUUGCCUUCUUGUGGAUAUUCAUCAACUUUGGAUUGUGGUGUGAUGAUAGCAGAGAUAGCCUAGAACUUGAACAGAAGAAAGUCCAAAUCCUACAGCAGAAAACUGAGUCCCAGAAAUCGCAGAUAGAAGUCCUGAAAAGGCACAAGGAUGAACUUUCAGCUGAGCUUAAAAAGUUGGAAAGAAGACUUGAUACUCUACAGGGUGAGGACAACAGUGGCGUUCCUCGUAUAUACAUUAUAACACCAACCCAUAAUCGUCUUGAACAGAAAGCUGACUUGACGCGGCUAUCUUACACAUUACGUCUUGUGCCAAACAUUCACUGGAUAGUUGUAGAAGAUGCUGAUCACAAAUCAGAUCUUGUGAAAAAUGUGCUUGCUAACAGUAAACUGUCCUGUUCACAUUUAUUUGCAAGUACACCACCAAAUGUUAAACUUAAAGAGACUGACCCAAAUUGGUUGAAGCCAAGGGGUGUAUUGCAAAGAAACGAAGCCCUUCGAUGGAUCAGACUUAAUGCGAAGAACUCAGGAGUUGUUUACUUAGCUGACGAUGACAAUACAUAUGAUAUCAGACUGUUUGAAGAGAUGCGGUACACCCAGAAAGUCUCUGUGUGGCCGGUUGGGCUGGUUGGGUACUUGAGGUAUGAGUCCCCAAAGGUUCGAAAUAAAAAGGUUGUGGGCUGGCAUACUUAUUGGAAGCCUCAGCGUAAGUUUGCCAUGGAUAUGGCCGGUUUUGCUGUCAAUCUCGAGCUGAUCAGGAGCCAUCCAAAGGCAGCAUUCCGAAUGUCUGCGGGGCGGGGAAACCAGGAGUCAGACUUGCUUACACAACUUGGGCUUGAGAUGUCAGACUUGGAGCCCCGGGCUGAUGACUGCACAAAGGUUCUAGUCUGGCACACAAGAACGGAAAAAUCGUCGCUGAAGAACGAGGAAAAAAUGCUUAAACUUUAUAACUACAACUCUGAUCCCAAUAUUGAGGUCUGAGUGAUAGACCAUGACGAAAUUGUGUCUGAUGUGUGCAAUAUCCAAUGAUCUUACCGCAAAGACUGAUAACUUUUAAGUUUAAAGAGAAAAAUAGGUUGUGUGGAAAAACUGCCAAAAUUUAAUACUGUAUGUAAUAUUUCCCAUUUACAAUUUCUGCUUCCAUUCUUUAUGUUAUUUUUUGUAUGACUAUGACUUUGUUUGCAUGUUAUUGUAUGAUUUGUAAAAACAUGUAUAUGAUCAGGUGAA
Molecule: messenger RNA, 1541 nt
Organism: Mya arenaria
Lineage: Eukaryota; Metazoa; Mollusca; Bivalvia; Myida; Myidae
Product: galactosylgalactosylxylosylprotein 3-beta-glucuronosyltransferase 3-like
Exons: 6
Coding region: 273-1295 (340 amino acids)
Biological process (GO): carbohydrate metabolic process; chondroitin sulfate proteoglycan biosynthetic process
Cellular component (GO): Golgi membrane
Molecular function (GO): galactosylgalactosylxylosylprotein 3-beta-glucuronosyltransferase activity
Source: RefSeq, a predicted model, not a curated record